GCAGGAAAUGAGUUUUUGAAUGUCAUCAGCUGCAAAAACACGCAUGAAUGUGAUAUGGAAUAAUCUAUUUUAUGACCAUUGAAUGUAAUUUAUGAAAACACGGCAUUGAUGUCGACGUAUGCACAUGGCUUGUUAUUUCAGAAGAAGUAUUGCAUCGAAGCUCUCUAGGGCUUUGGGACGGUCUGAAGAUGCCUUCAUUUCAGCUGUCUGUGCUAUCCCAGUCUCCAAAAAACAGUUAAGUGCAAUCCCCAGAUUUCCGGCUAUCAGUCAACACUCUGCUGAGGAAUGGGAUCCUGCCAACUAAUGGAGACCUCCAGGCACAGACAGAGGCUCUGGCCAGUCAGUUAAAGCAAGACAGUGUGGUGGAAGAAAUAUUUGCUGGACGGGGAGUGAUACACUUUAGAGUUAGUCGGAAUCUGUUAGUACAGAAAGUUUUAGAGCAGUUGUGCCAAGAACGUCACAAAUUUGGUGUGAAAAGUGAACUUUUCGAUGGCCUCAAAAAAGGAACGACUGUGGUGGAGUUUAGUUCUCCAAAUAUUGCCAAGAAGUUUCACGCUGGACAUCUGCGUUCCACCAUUAUUGGUAACUUCAUCGCCAACCUGAAAGAAUCCCUGGGAAAUAAUGUCAUUAGAGUGAAUUACCUAGGAGAUUGGGGCAUGCAGUUUGGUUUGCUGGGAGCUGGCUUUCAGCUCUUUGGGUGUCAGGAGAAAUUGAAAAAGAAUCCCUUACAACACCUAUUUGAUGUUUACGUUCAGGUGAACAAGGAGGCGGAGAACAAUGAGGUCAUAGGACAGGCGGCCAGAGAGUUCUUUAGACGGCUGGAACAGCAGGAACACCAGGCCUUGUUACUAUGGAAACAGUUUAGAGAGAUCACAGUGGAGGAGUACCAACAAGUCUAUAAGCGCUUAGGGGUUCACUUUGACAUCUACUCUGGAGAGUCUUUUCACCAACAACAAGCCCAGGAGGUGGUGCAGCAGCUACAGAGACGAGGCCUGCUGAAAACCACAGAGAAGGGGACAGGCGUGGUGGAUCUCUCUUCAGCUGGAGACAUGUCCAGCUACUCCACAGUACUACGCAGUGAUGGGACAUCUCUCUAUAUCACCAGAGAUCUUGCUGCAGCCUUAGAUCGAAAGGAAAGGUACAAUUUCGAUGAGAUGAUCUAUGUGACAGACAAAAGUCAAGGGAUUCAUUUCCAGCAGCUGUUCCAGAUCCUCUUGGCUAUGGGACACUCGUGGGCUGAGAGGUGCCAGCAUGUACCGUUUGGCCUGGUGCAGGGUAUGAAGACGAGGCUAGGAGAGGUGGUUUUCCUGGAAGACGUCCUGGAUGAAGCCCGGGCUAGGAUGCUCAGGAACAUGAGCCAGUCCAAGACCACCAAGGAAAUGGUGUAUCCAGAAGACACAGCUGAGAAAGUGGGGAUCAGCGCACUCAUAGUUCAGGACUUUAAAGGGCCUCUAGGAUCAGACUACAAGUUUGACUGGGACAGGAUCCUCCAGGCCCAAGGUGAUACAGGGGUGUUUCUACAGUACACACAUGCCAGACUCUGUAGUUUAAUACAUCGCUAUGGCGACGGUGAGGAAGGUGCCUUUGACCCGUCACUUCUUCUAGAUCAGAGGAGUAUUUCGAUACUCCAGCACCUCCUUCGCUAUGACGAAGUUCUAUACCAGUCUGUACAGGAUCUGCAGCCAAAACAUCUCGUCAACUUCCUUAUGACACUGAGUCACCUGGCUGCGUCAGCACACAGGGAGCUGCCAGUGAAGGGAAGCCCUCAAGCUGUUGCACAGGCUAGGCUGCGGCUCUUCAGUGGUGUCUGCACGGUGUUGGCCAACGGGAUGAAAAUAUUAGGCAUCACACCAGUCGAGAAAAUGUGACCAAUCAACGCCUGCUUGAUCAAUGUUCCUGUGUAUGUAACUACUGUUAUUGAAUUAAUGUAAAUAAAUGUCGUCUUGAUUUAACACUU
Oncorhynchus mykiss (rainbow trout) is the source of this 1957-nucleotide messenger RNA. It is a transcript of the gene rars2, whose product is annotated as arginyl-tRNA synthetase 2, mitochondrial. NCBI's taxonomy places the organism in Eukaryota, Metazoa, Chordata, Actinopteri, Salmoniformes, Salmonidae. Gene Ontology annotation, cellular component: cytoplasm; mitochondrion. Gene Ontology annotation, molecular function: ATP binding; arginine-tRNA ligase activity. The record is from RefSeq and is a predicted model, not a curated record. Gene Ontology annotation, biological process: arginyl-tRNA aminoacylation; mitochondrial translation.